This is a messenger RNA of Sardina pilchardus (European sardine), 2574 nucleotides long. RefSeq names its product zinc finger protein 850-like. Gene Ontology annotation, biological process: regulation of transcription by RNA polymerase II. Lineage: Eukaryota; Metazoa; Chordata; Actinopteri; Clupeiformes; Clupeidae. Gene Ontology annotation, molecular function: DNA-binding transcription repressor activity, RNA polymerase II-specific; RNA polymerase II cis-regulatory region sequence-specific DNA binding. The transcript has 4 exons. Gene Ontology annotation, cellular component: nucleoplasm. The coding region runs from base 1 to 2574 and encodes 857 amino acids. The record is from RefSeq and is a predicted model, not a curated record.
AUGCAUACUGGGGAAAAGCCAUACAGCUGCUCAGACUGUGGAAAGACUUUCAGUCGAAGCAGUCAUCUCAAGACACACCAGAGAACACAUACUGGGGAAAAGCCAUAUCGGUGCACAACAUGUGGUAAGUCAUUCAGUCAAAGCAGUCAUCUCAUUGUACACCAGAGGAUGCAUACAGAAGAAAAGCCAUAUCACUGCUCAGAUUGUGGAAAGACUUUUGCUGUGUCGUCCUCUCUACAUGCACACCUGAAGAUCCAUACUGGAGAAAAGCCAUAUCGGUGCACUACAUGUGGUAAGUCAUUCAAUCAGAGCAGUUCUCUUAAGAUACACCAGAGGAUCCAUACUGGAGAAAAGCCAUAUCGGUGCACAACAUGUGGUAAGUCAUUCAAUCAGAGCAGUUCUCUUAAGAUACACCAGAGGAUACAUACUGGAGAAAAGCCAUAUCACUGCUCAGUAUGUGGAAAGACUUUUGCUGUGUCGACCGCUCUACAUGCACACCAGAGAACACAUACUGGAGAAAAGCCAUAUCGCUGCUCAGAUUGUGGAAAGACUUUUACUAAGUCGGCUCAUCUCAAGAUACACCAGAGAACACAUACUGGAGAAAAGCCAUAUCAUUGUUCAGAGUGUGGAAAAACUUUCAGUAACGGACCUCAUCUCAAGAUACACCAGAGAACACAUACUGGAGAAAAGCCAUAUCCGUGCUCAGAUUGUGGAAAGACUUUUACUCAGUUGGGUAAUCUCAAGAUACACCAGAGAACACAUACUGGAGAAAAGCCAUAUCAUUGUUCAGAGUGUGGAAAGACUUUCAGUCACAGAUCUCAACUCAAGAUACACCAGAGAACACAUACUGGAGAAAAGCCAUAUCAUUGUUCAGAGUGUGGAAAGACUUUCAGUCACGGAACUUAUCUCAAGAUACACCAGAGAACACAUACUGGAGAAAAGCCAUAUCAUUGUUCAGAGUGUGGAAAGACUUUCAGUCACGGAUCUCAUCUCAAGAUACAUCAGAGAACACAUACUGGAGAAAAGCCAUAUCAGUGUUCAGAGUGUGGAAAGACUUUCAGUCAAGGACAUCAUCUCAAGCCACAUCAGACAACGCAUACUGGGCAAAAGCCAUGUCGAUGUACUACAUGUGGAAAGGGUUUCAAAACCAGUGCACAACUCACUAUCCAUCAGCGAACACAUACUGGAGAAAAGCCAUAUCGCUGCUCAGAUUGUGGAAAGACUUUUGCCCAUGCAUCAACUUUGAAGAAACAUCAGAGGAUCCAUACAGGAGAAAUGCCAUAUCAGUGUUCAGAUUGUGGAAAGACUUUUGCCGACAACUCGAAUUUCAAGCAACAUCAGAGGAUCCAUACAGGAGAAAUGCCAUAUCAGUGUUCAGAUUGUGGAAAGACUUUUGCCGACAAAUCGAAUUUCAAGACACAUCAGAGGAUCCAUACAGGAGAAAUGCCAUAUCUGUGUUCAGAUUGUGGAAAGACUUUUGCCUUGGCAUCGAGUCUCAAGUCACAUCAGAGGAUCCAUACUGGAGAAAUGCCAUAUCAGUGUUCAAAGUGUGAAAAGACUUUCAGAACAAGCUAUAGUCUUACUGUCCACCAGAGAACACAUACUGGAGAAAAGCCAUAUCAGUGUUCAGAUUGUGGAAAAACUUUUGCAAGUUCAAGUAGCCUCAAGAUUCACCAGAGGAUGCAUACUGGGGAAAAGCCAUAUCUGUGCAAUACAUGUGGUAAGUCUUUCAAUAAUAGCAAAGAUUUAAAGGUACACCAGAGGAUGCAUACUGGAGAAAAACCAUACCGCUGCUCAGAUUGUGGAAAGACUUUUACUCAGUCGUCUCAUCUCAAGAGACACCAGAAAGUCCAUACCGGGAUAAAGUCUCAUAACUGUUCAGAUUGUGGAAAGACUUUUGUAACUUCAGGUAACCUCAAGAUUCAUCAGAGGAUCCAUACAGGAGAAAAGCCAUAUCAGUGUUCAGAUUGUGGAAAGACUUUUGCUCGGUUGUUUCAUCUAAAUACACACUUGAAGAUCCAUACUGGAGAAAAGCCACAUUGGUGUUCAGAUUGUGGAAAGACUUUUGCCGACAAAUCGAAUUUCAAGAAACAUCAGAGGAUCCAUACAGGAGAAAUGCCGUAUCAGUGUUCAAAGUGUGAGAAGUCUUUCAGAACAAGCUCAUCAUUUACUGUCCAUCAGAGAACACAUACUGGAGAAAAGCCAUACCAGUGUUCAGAGUGUGGAAAGACUUUUAGAGAUUUAAGUUACCUCAAGACACACCAGAGGAUGCAUACAGGAGAAAGGCCAUAUCACUGCUCAAAUUGUGGAAAGACUUUUACAACUUCAGGUAACCUCAAGGUUCACCAGAGGAGGCAUACUGGGGAAAAGCCAUAUAGCUGCUCAGACUGUCAAAAGACUUUCAAUUAUUCUUUCAAUCAAACUGUUCAUCUCAAGACACACCAGAGGAUGCAUACAGGAGAAAAGCCAUACCAGUGUUCAGAGUGUGGAAAGACUUUUAUAACUUCAGGUAACCUCGAGAUUCACCAGAGGGUCCAUACUGGGGAAAAGCCAUCGGGUUUGGCAAGAGCUUGA